Messenger RNA from Panicum virgatum (switchgrass), 1024 nucleotides. RefSeq lists its product as uncharacterized. The transcript has a single exon. The record is from RefSeq and is a predicted model, not a curated record. Bases 294 to 668 code for a protein of 124 amino acids. Lineage: Eukaryota; Viridiplantae; Streptophyta; Magnoliopsida; Poales; Poaceae.
CCCACUCCAACCAUCUCCCCUUGCCGGCUUGCCGCACUUCCCUUCCCUCUCCUCCCCAGGCCGCGACCAGCGAGCGCAGCCAAAACGCCUCGGCUCCUCGCCGCCGCGCCACCCCUAUUAAUUCUCUCCUCCUCCUCCACGUCCUCCACAACGCACAUCGCAUCGCAAGCUCCUCCUGCCCGCGCCACCGUACGCGCGCUUCGCAUCUUUCAGCUCCUGCGCCGAGGCAGAGCCGAGCCAGGCGGCGGGGAGCAGCAGCCGAGGAAGAGGCCUGCGUGUCGGUGCCGCCAGCCAUGUCCGUGAGCGUGGCGUCCGUGCCGGCGGGGAGGACGGCCGGCGUGGCGCCGUGGCCGUACCUGGAGUACAUGGCGCGGUGGGAGCGGCAGGUCGAGCGGCGCCAGCUCUUCCUCCGGAGCUACCACUUCUCCCGCGACGCCGACGUCCCGCGCUCGCCGCGCGCCCGCGCAAGGCGCGUCGUCUGGGCGGGUCUGCGCCGCCUGCGCCGCGCCGCGGCCACGGGGCUCCGCCGCCUCCGCGCGCGCCUCCGCCUCUGCUUCGGCUGGGCCACGCGCCGCCGGUCCCGCCGCUCCACCAACUUCCGCUACGGCCGCCUCUCCGGCGCCGGCAAGGCCCGGACGACGGCCGCCGCGUCCGUGUGCUUCUGGUAGUGCGCGGCGGAGCACAGGCAGAGCAGGAUCGAGCUCGAAGCAUUCUUUGCUUCGCUAGGUUGGCGUGUGAAACGAAACGAGAGAAGAAGCUUACUUAGACAAGAGUUAGCCGCCGCAUGUUAACUUCUAUGCUGUGGAGUUGUUGCUAUUAAUUAGUAGUCGAGCCUAAUUAGAGAGGAUAAAGAGUGUUAAUUAAGGGUGUUCAUGUUUUUUUGUUCUUUAUUUUUCCUUCAUUUUUCAUCGCCGUUCGCUCCUUGUCUAAAAUAUAUUUUCCUGCCUACUUCUCUUUCUCUAUCAAUGAAUUGUGUAUUUCGCUCGAAUAAGUUUCUAUGUAUAAGUUCUUCUGUUCCUGAUUC